Erigeron canadensis is the source of this 609-nucleotide messenger RNA. Its product is annotated as protein ALP1-like. The coding region runs from base 1 to 609 and encodes 202 amino acids. The transcript has a single exon. The record is from RefSeq and is a predicted model, not a curated record. Lineage: Eukaryota; Viridiplantae; Streptophyta; Magnoliopsida; Asterales; Asteraceae.
AUGAUUGAAGUUGUUGCUUCGCAUGAUUUGUGGAUUUGGCAUGCGUUUUUUGGUCCUCCCGGAUCAAACAACGAUAUUAAUGUGCUGAAUCGGUUGCCCUUGUAUGAUACUACUAGAAAUGGAACGGCUCCAGACACGUCAUUCAUUUUACGCAACCGCUAUUACAAACGUAGGUAUAUGCUUACCGAUGGAAUAUAUCCUAAGUGGUCUACGUUUGUAAAAUCGUAUCUGCAUCCAGUUGAUCUAAAGGAAAUGAAAUUCAAGCGAGUGCAGGAGGCGUCAAGAAAAGAUGUAGAACGGGCUUUUGAGGUGCUUAAGGGAAAAUGGAAGAUUUUGGAAUGUUCAAUCCGGUUUAUGGUUAAGCAAAAGAUAGGGAAAGUCAUCAACACAUGUUGUAUAUUGCACAACACGCUCAUAAAGGAUGACGGGAGAGCUAUCUCACCGGUUCAUAUAAUGGAUCCACCGGUGCCUGCAGCUUACGAUCCUAGAGUUUACAUGACGAAAACGUCUAUCAUCGUCUUCGGUAUGAUUUACAGGAGCAUGUAUCGACGUUGGAUUUGGCAUACCUCGAUAAGCCAGCAGCUCAACCACCACCGAUCGAGGAUUUGA